AUGUCAUUUUAUCGUCGUCGAAUAUUCAUCUAUUUUAUUAUACUUUCAUUAUUAAUCAUCGAACCUUUAAUUUAUAUAUUUUAUUUAUCAGAUUCUCAUUAUAAAAAUAAUGUUGAGAUAUCAAUACUUGAUAAUAUAAGUGAUAAAGCAACCAUAAUUAAUAUAAAUACACGAAUUUUAUGUUGGAUUCCGACAACACUGAAACGACUUGAUCGAGCUAUUGUCGUAUAUGAAACAUGGGCUAAACGAUGUGAUCAUUCAACUUUUAUCAUUGCUGGUUCACGUUCAUCACCAACUCUUGAUCAUUCCAAAUAUCCUUUUUCUAUUGCUUAUAUUGGUGAUGAAACUAUAGAAAAAUAUAAUCGAUUAUCUGAAAAAACUUUACUUUCAUUACUCUAUAUAUAUAAACAAUAUGGUCGUGAUUAUGAUUGGUUUUUUAAAGGUGAUGAUGAUACAUAUGUCAUUGUUGAAAAUCUUCGUCAUUUUCUUCGACGUCGUCCAUCAAAUAUAUCAUUUUAUUAUGGUUAUAUAGCUAAAACUUCAGAUCGACUUUAUCCAUCAGGCGGUGCUGGUUAUAUCUUAAGUCAAGAAGCAUUACUUCAAUUUGGUAAACAAAUUUUAACGAAAAAUGAAAAACGUAAAUUAUGUAAUACGGAUGAAGCUGAAGAUAUAAAUCUUGCCUAUUGUCUUGCACGUAUUGGUAUAUUUGUUGUAAAUGCACGUGAUAAUCAACAACUUGAAAUUUUUCAUCCAAUGACAUUUGAACAACAUUUUAUGGGAAAUUUUACAAAAUGGAUUGAAAAAAAUGCACAAUUUGUUCAGAAAAAAGGUGAACAAUGUUGCUCACCAUUGACUAUAUCAUUUCAUGGUUUAUCACCAGAAGAAAUGAAGAUGAUGCAUUUUUUACUGUAUCGAAUAAAGAAAGCACCUGUUUGA
Molecule: messenger RNA, 936 nt
Organism: Rotaria sp. Silwood2
Lineage: Eukaryota; Metazoa; Rotifera; Eurotatoria; Philodinida; Philodinidae
Source: the annotation of a GenBank genome assembly